Molecule: messenger RNA, 267 nt
Organism: Plasmopara halstedii
Lineage: Eukaryota; Oomycota; Peronosporomycetes; Peronosporales; Peronosporaceae
Exons: 2
Coding region: 1-267 (88 amino acids)
Source: RefSeq, a predicted model, not a curated record
AUGGCUGUGGCGCGAGUCUACACCGCUGGAGUUUUGCUGGCAAUGUUUAAUGAGCAAAAGGUGGCUCAUAUCGUGUGGAACGGAUUAUUGGUCGUCUGCUUCACCAUGGAUGUAUAUGUUACAUCGCGAAGUGAGGUAGAUACUUUCACUUUACAACCACCGAGGUUUGACGUUUUGCUCCCCUUGGUGCCGUUGCCACUUACGCUCUCUGACUUCUUCAACUCGGGAAAAGAGACUGUAUUCGCAAGCGCAACUCGUUUCCACUAA